AUGACCGGACGAGGAAAAGGUAAAGCCCAGGGCACCAAGUCAAAGACUCGUUCUUCCAGGGCAGGUCUACAGUUUCCUGUUGGUCGCAUCCAUCGCCUUCUUCGUAAAGGCAACUACGCUGAACGCGUCGGAGCCGGUGCUCCCGUGUACUUGGCUGCCGUACUUGAGUAUCUGAGUGCUGAGAUCCUCGAGUUAGCAGGAAACGCAGCACGCGACAACAAGAAGUCAAGAAUCAUUCCUCGUCACCUCCAGUUGGCUGUGCGAAAUGACGAAGAAUUAAACAAACUCCUUGCCGGUGUCACCAUCGCUCAAGGCGGUGUUCUUCCCAACAUUCAGGCAGUAUUACUACCUAAAAAAAGACAGAGAAGAAACAACACUAAGCGACGGCAACAACCAUAAAUACAAACGGCUCUUUUAGGAGCCACCAAGUCUAGAAUAAAGUCAUGACCAAAUCACGAUAUAAAUUUGUAAUCUACCCCCCAAAUAGUAUUCGCCGUCUAAGUUUGGGGUUAAUAACUCGAUCGAUACUUAGCCACAAAUAAUUAUGUCUCGCGGAAACUCGCUAUUUCUAUUUGUUUUUGCAUGGUUCCAUGUUGCUAGUUUUGUUCAUAAAUGCGUAUACCAAAGCAUAUUUAGCGCUAUUUCGGCUAUCGCAUGUAAGAAACAAACAACAGCAACCACAGCAUUGCUUGAAAACUGAAACCAGUCUUAGGUCAGUUUAGCUCGGUGUAACAUGAAUUUAAAGACUGAUGUGAUUAUAUCAUGAAAGUUGAAAUUGCGUUUGCUUUCUAUGCAGGUUUCAUUCGCGCUGUUUCCAACAGGUUUUUAUACGAACUUCGAGGUACAUACCAAGCGACAAUCGAACAACUUUCUGCUCUUUUUAAACGAGUACACAAUUAAUCGCAUUCCUACCAACCGGGAACAAACAUUGCUGCUACUACUGAGCUUGAAAUGUUGUUUUCUUUGCCUAAAAAUUACAAGAGAUCGUCGUGAUUUCCUUCGGUACACAAGCUGUUUACGUAAAAUAAACUAACACAGUUAUAAACCGUCGUCGGUAACGACACAAACCAGCUUGCUCUCUUAAUUCUGCCACAACAACAACGUACAACAACAGUUUAUUCACUAACUAAUUAAAGACAAAAGCUUUACAGUAUUGUAUGCCCCGCAAAGAGCUAUGAGGCUAAUCUAGACGGGAAAAAAAUAAUUUCCCUGUAUAAGUAACGACUGCGCUGCUGUAAAGUCACUAAAAAAGAAAAAACUGGCGUGGACGCACCCAGUAAAUAAAGCGCUGAAUCGAUUUCAGGUGUAUGUUGACUUGUUGAUAUGUAUAUAAACCUUCAGCAAUGAUCGUAAUGAAAACAAAUUCUCUUAUCACGUAUUGGUCAGAGCUUUUCAUACAUUUGUUGGCUCUAAAAGAGCCGUUGGUUUAAGUGUUGAUCAGGGAUUACAGUGUAUUCUAACCCCCAAAACCGUACAGAGUACGUCCUUGUCGUUUCAGAGCGUAUACUACGUCCAUGGCUGUAACGGUCUUACGCUUGGCGUGCUCGGUGUAGGUCACGGCAUCGCGGAUAACGUUCUCAAGGAAAACUUUCAGAACACCGCGUGUCUCCUCGUAGAUCAGUCCAGAAAUUCGCUUUACACCCCACGGCGAGCGAGACGACGGAUCGCUGGCUUGGUAAUUCCUUGGAUAUUAUCGCGUAGAAUCUUACGAUGA
Porites lobata is the source of this 1714-nucleotide messenger RNA. NCBI's taxonomy places the organism in Eukaryota, Metazoa, Cnidaria, Anthozoa, Scleractinia, Poritidae. The record is from the annotation of a GenBank genome assembly.